UUUUCUUUAUCAUCUUUGCACAUGCACCAACCGCAGCUAAAUCUAAUAGACAAUCUAUCAUGAGACCAACAAAUUUGGGUUUCUUAUUAGGUGACCCAUUUUGGUGCAAUAUGAACAACUAGGCAAACACAAAUACAAUAGAAACAAGUAAUAAUUACCCAAAACCAAAGAAUACCAAACCAAACUCAACACAAUACCCCAUAAUCGCUUAUUAUAUUUCUUUUCUCUUUAAUCCAAAAAUUCAAAAUCCAAAACUUCCAAACAAUCCUUUACCUUCUCCCCCAAUCUUCAUUUUCUCAUUCCAAGCAAAGCAUCAUUCUCUUCUCUUCUAAUCUUCCACUGUAUAUAUCACACAGUCGCAACCAUGUUCCUCUUUAAUUCCCUUCCAACACAAAAAAAUCAAACAAUCACAAACGUGCUUUUUUUAUCAAACGCGCUUUUUCUUUCUCUCACUUAUAAUUAUAAUAUUCGGUUCAAAACAUGGCCAAACAAAACCAAACCGAAACUCAAACCCAUGAACCCGGUUCAGUCGAACCCAAUUCUCAACACUUGACUCCUUUAACUCCUUUUAAAUACUCGAACCGGGUUCAAUUAAAAACACUUCUUCUAGACCGAACCGACCCCGGUUCAGAACUUGCUGGACAGAGAGUGGUGAUAGGCGGAUGGGUGAAGUCAUCAAAGGAAGUUGAGAAAUCUUCUCCUCUUCCGCCACCGUCGUUGACGGCCGACGAUGAAACUAUUCCGGGGAGAGAUGUGUCGUGUGUGGAGAUUCUUCAGUCUCGGAUUCCUUUGAUUCGUAAUAUAAUGGAAGUUUUGGGAGGAAGCAGUUACGUGUCUCGCAAGAAACUGCGUGAUUCUUCUAUUCCUAAACCUCUUCCUCCUAAAUCUUCCACAGUUUAUCUUCUUCUCACCGACGGUUCUUGCGUUGCCACGCUUCAGGUUGUGGUUGAUUCCUCGGUAGCUACACCUAGCCGUCUUUUGCCUACCGGAACCUGUAUAUUAGUGGAAGGUCAGCUAGAACGACCACCAACAGAAGGGAAGCAUGCUAUUCAGUUAAAGGCUGACAAAGUUCUUCACAUUGGGACAGUAGAUGUUGGCAAGUAUCCAUUAUCAAAGAAACGAGUUCCACUGGAUACAUUAAGAGAGUACUCCCAUUUUCGCCCUCGAACAACUACGGUGGCAACUGUCAUACGAGUUCGCAGUGCUCUAUCUUUUGCAACCCACUCAUUUUUCAAGGAUCAUGCAUUUAUCGACGUGCAAGUACCUACUAUAACUACCACAGACUGCGAGGGAUUUGGCAACAUGUUCCAGGUUACAACUACUACCUCGGAUCAGAAAGCUGAUAAGGAGAAGCUGAGUACCAUUUAUGAGACUGAAGGUUUUAGCCUUGAAAUUGUGAAGGCAGCUGCCAAAGAGAAAAGCAAACUAGUUGAAACUUUAAAAAGAAGCGAAAGCAAUAGAGAAGCGCUGGCGGCUGCAAUUCAUGAUCUGCAGAAAACUAAUGAAUUGGCAUCACAAUUGGAAGCAAGAGAAAAGAAAAAUAUUGGAACUUCAUUGAAGGAUGACAAAGUAGACUCUUCCGAAGAAUUUUUCGCUAACCAAACUUAUUUGACUGUUUCUGGUCGCUUACAUCUCGAAAGUUAUGCAUGUUCUCUUGGAAAUGUGUACUCAUUUGGACCUAGAUUUCAAGCAGAUAAAACAGAUUCUGCUAAACAUGCUUCAGAAAUGUGGAUGGUUGAGGCUGAAAUGGCUUUUUCUGAAUUAAAGGAUUCCAUGAACUGUGCAAAUGACUUGUUCAAGUACCUAUGUAAGUGGGUUAUGGAAAAUUGCUCCGACGAUCUGAAGUUUGUCGGCAAAAGAAUUGACAACACUUGCUUUGAUCGUCUUCGGCAGAUUAUAUCAGGCUCCCCUGAAAUAAUUUCCUAUAAUGAAGCCUUAGAUGUUUUACUAAAGGCUGAAGAUAAGAAAUUUGAAACAAAGUUCGAUUCAGGUGUUAAACUCACUUCAUGUCUCCUAAGCUAUCUAGCUGAUGCCAUCUACAAGAAGCCGGUUCUAAUACACAGUUAUCCAAAAGAAGCUAAGCCAUUCUACGUUCGUGUUAAUGAUGAUAAAACUGUAGCUGCAUUUGAUCUUGUUGUCCCAAAGGUUGGAACUAUAAUUUCUGGCAGUCAAAAUGAGGAGCGGCUUAACGUGAUAAACUCGAGAAUUACUGAGUUGGGUUUGCCGCAAGAGAAAUAUGAAUGGUACUUGGAUCUUUGUCGAAAUGGAACGGUUAAGCGCUCCGGGUUCACUCUGAGGUUCGACCUUUUGGUUCUUUUUAUAACUGGCCUUACCAAUGUUAAGGAUGUUAUCCCUUUUCCAAGAAGCUAUGGCAAGGCCAACAACUAAUUAUAUUUCGGCUAAGAUUUCAAGAUGUACUCACUCUGAGGCUAUUGUCAUUCCAAUAUUUAUGGCAAGAGGAAAACAUAACACUGAUUGUGUAACAUAAGCAUAUCAAUUUAUUACAUGUAUGCCCAAUGUAAUUGUAUAUAAGGAAAACUCUGAUUGAAAUUAAAUUAAUAUAUAAAAGUCUUCUGAAGUUCUUUCUAGUUCUAAUUGAUUUCAGCUUUAAAUUUCGAUUGAGUAUUCAUGUUUUUACUUCAAACAACACUACAUUGUUGAAGUUGCGAGGUAACAACGAAUUUUAGAGGACUGUAACUUA
Trifolium pratense (red clover) is the source of this 2701-nucleotide messenger RNA. RefSeq names its product asparagine--tRNA ligase, cytoplasmic 2. Gene Ontology annotation, cellular component: mitochondrion. Gene Ontology annotation, biological process: asparaginyl-tRNA aminoacylation. NCBI's taxonomy places the organism in Eukaryota, Viridiplantae, Streptophyta, Magnoliopsida, Fabales, Fabaceae. The record is from RefSeq and is a predicted model, not a curated record. Gene Ontology annotation, molecular function: asparagine-tRNA ligase activity; ATP binding. The coding region runs from base 481 to 2388 and encodes 635 amino acids. The transcript is spliced from 8 exons.